AACUUGCGGGUGGAAAAUCCAAAUGAAAAGCGGCUGAGAGUAGGAAAAGUGGUCCCGUGCGAUGAACAAGUGAAUUGCGCGAGAGACGAGCUGACGGAAUCCGGAAUUCGGAAUCUCGGGUUCGAACAACGCACCGCAAUCGGUAAUUCGGGUGGAAAACUUAAAAUUCGGUACAUUUUCAAAUCGCACAGCCCGGAUUUUCGGCUGGUGAGCAGCUGUUGGCCGGAAUAGGCUGGCUGGCUGGACCGUGCAUUAGCAGCAUCCGCAGAAAUAUCGAAACUCCCCUCUGCCACGUGUGUUUUAGGCCGACACGGAUGCGGGUCGGUGGCAUCCAUCGCGGACGCCGAUGCGAAAAACGCAAACGGCUUACAUUUAUUAUGCAAACGGGACGACACCAAAGCAACAACAACGACUGAGCGGAGCGGUACAGAAAAGGAGAGCACGGAGAACAACAGACAAACGAUAAAAAAAAGUUCUUGAAACCACACAUCCUAACGAAAAAAAAAUACCUCCAGCAACGGUACAAAAGAGCGAAAGGAAAACGAAAGUGAGAAAUCAUAUCGGCGGCCGUUAAAAAACUGGAAAGCGCUCAUCCUCUCCUCUUCUAUCCACCAAACUCUUCUUUUCUAUUCUAUUCUCUCCUCUACACUCUACUCUCCUCUCGUGUUUUCCUUCUCCUUUUUUUUUGUUUUGUUGUACACAGACAACGAAAAAUUUGUCAUCGCAGCGGCGGAGCGGAGUAGAACAAAAGGAAGGAAUCUCGUGGUGUUUGCAGGGGGGAAAAGCAUCACACAAAGAGGAUAGAAAGAACGAAAUAAUAAAACACCGAGUGCGGGCGAGAAAGAGAAGGAACAACCCUGAGCCCCCAGCUCAAUGUCCUACCCCCGCUGGAGACGACACGACGACGCACUCACGCGCACGUGUCGGGGCGCAUAAGCUUCGCACUUGACUUGAACAUUAAACGCGUAGGGCUCUGCUCAGCUCCGCUGCCAGUCGCCCUCCCCUCACCGCCCCUCGAGCGUUAUGGAAAUUCUGGAGGCCUAUAUUGUCGUACUGCUCCUGUCGGCCCCGGCCCCGGCAACGGUCCUGCUGUCCUGCCGCGGUGUUGUACCGCCUCCUCCUCCUUGCCACCAGCAGGCUGUAAAAUGCUGAAAAAAUCUCCAGCCUUUCCACGCAAUUUUUGACAGCUGUCAACGUGCGCUCAGCCUCACUGUGUGAGUAGCGUGUGUGUGCGUGUGUGUGGAGGUGGGUGGUGUGUGUGCCGUGUGUGGCAUAGUUAUUUCCACUUGGGCGGCAAGGUCAACGCCACACGAAAAUUGAAAAGCAACGCCAGAGCCGCCAAAAAAACAAACCGAAAAGCAUGUCUAGGACUCGCAGGAACAGAAACAGGAGCAGGACAAGGAGCAACAGCAACAGCAACAGCAUCGCCAGCAGCAGGAGAAACCCACAUCCCACAUCCGUCGCCUCGAUUCCGUUGCAAAAAUGCUUGAGAAAUAUGUCGCCACAUACUAUGUGCGUGUGUGUGAGCAAGUGAAAUUAAAAUUCCCGCAUGCCUAAUGAAUUCUCCAUCCGAAAUAUGUGCCCCAAACGUUUGACGCACGUCCCCGCCGCAGCAGCCGCAGCCACCGAAGCCGCCUGUAUCUGUGCUCGUGUUGCGCGAGUGUCUCCGAAUCUGUGAAAGUGUACGUGUAUGUGUGUGUGUGUUUGUGUGUGUAAGCAAAAACAACAGUUAAAAAACAAUGGUUAACUAAACCAAGAGAAAGAGCAGAAGAUUAAGAAAGAAAGAGCUAAGAAAGGAAAGCACAAGUGAAAACUAAGGCAAAGAAACAGCUGGGAAAUACUUGUUAAUUGUAGGCGAAAAGGCACUGGCACUGGCACAGGCACAGGCAUGCCAAGAGACAUGCACAGGCAUGUCCUCAAAUGGGAAUCACUAUCGUUUCUGGGAUUUGAGUGGAAAGGGCCGAGAGAACGAGGCCGUGGCUGAGGCUGAGGCUGAGCCACAGCCAGAGCCAGAGCCAGAGAAGGCGGAGAGCGAGGCUUUGAGACGCAGCUAAAAGGAGCAUCCAGCAGCCAGAAAACAGAAGCAUCCUUUGAAGAGCGAAAGAGUGAGAAGAGGAGUGGCUAGUGGCAAGCAUCCGCAUCCUAAACAACAAUCUGGAGGGCAUGUCCACAGCGAAAAGGCUGGUGCUCUCGCUACGUGGACGCAAGAACUCGCAGGGCAAUUCGGCAACAUCAUCCACCCGUCUGGUAUCCGCUGGCACCUCGCCCGGCCAUGAGCUGGAGGAAAUAGCCGUAGUCUCUGGUACCGGCACCAGCAGCCACCACUUCUCCUAUGGCGGGUGUAUUGCCAGCAGCGAUGCCGCCGCCUCCACGCCGCGAUACUCCACAGCUGAUUCGGCGACGUCCAAGUCCAAGGCAAGGGCUACGCCCAGCCUGAGGCGCGACGCUGCCAUCGAUACCGAUGCCGAAGGGACAAAUGUGGCAGAUGACUAUGACAAUGACAAUGGCCUCCACAUCGAUGUCAAUAGGGAUGCUGAUGAUGAUGAACGAUGGCCCAAUGCCCGGCCCCAGGCUCCCCCUAGCACUAGCAUUCGCAGCCGCACUCAUGCACCCGCUGAUACGGCCAAUGACAGGCCGCAGACCAGAACAACAAUAGCAAUUCGUCAGAACAGCAACAUCUGCAGCAACACCAACAGAACUACAACUGCAACUGCAACUGCAACUGCAACAGCUACUUCUUAUAGAUUAGCGCCGAGAGCCAGCUGCCCGGAAAUCAUGCAGCCCCGUCUAUCCCUCAACGGGUUGCUGAACCCCUCGCUGAUGCCCUCGCCCCGACCGCUCUACCGGGACCACAGCUCGAGGUCCAUCAAUCCGCUGACCGCCUACGAGCAGCAGAUGGCCGAGCUUGAUGGAAGUUUCUAUGCCAGCAAUGCCGGCUAUCUGGGCGCCGGGAUGGGUGGCAGUGCUGGCGGUGCCACAACUUGCACGAAUCUGACGGUGGGCGGCGGCUCGAGUGGCGCGCCCGGUGGGGGUCUGUCACACGGUGGUGGUACCAUUGGUGGUGGUAGUGCCGCCAUACACACAACCGAACUCUCAAUUACGCCCACAAUGGCCGCCGAUGAGCAGUUCAUCGAUCUGGGGAGCCUGCGUCGCUUCUCGAUCGAUCGCCAGAGCUUUCUCGAUCUAGGACCAAAGUUUGGCAUGUCCCAGCCGAAAUUCGGCCAGAGCGUCUCGCAACAAGGUUUCUUCACGUCGCACGACAGCCUGGCCACACCAUGCGCCUCCCGAGCCUCCAACUCUCAAAUGGCCACCGUAAGCACUGCCUCCGAAAUGGAUCUACUGCACAACAAGCAACGCAACAAGUCGCGUGGCCGACUGAAAACAACAGCCAGCGGCGACCAGCCGCUCCUGGGGGGCACGGGCACCUGGAACCGGUCAAUGGGCCGCGGCUCACAGGAUAACACACUGGCCGGCGGUGGAGCCACCAGCAUACCCAUGGGAGGGCACACUCAAUACGGUGGCAACUACUGCAACGGCACAGAUCGCUACCCGCGUUCACGAUCACAGCACCAGCAGCCACACCAUAAUGCUGCCCCAGCCCCGCACCGCUAUCAGCUGCAGCAUUCGAUAUCCUCGGCGACGCACCAGCGACACUCACACGGAACGUCCUCACAGGGAGGCGAUGGCUCGGGGCACCACGGUGGCCAAUCCCAUCAAGCACACCAUGGAGGCGGCGGCUGUGGAGCCGGGUCACAAGGAGGACAACCACACCACAAGAAGCCGCAUCGCACCGCCUCGCAGCGAAUUAGAGCGGCCACGGCGGCCCGUAAGCUUCACUUUGUGUUCGAUCCGGCGGGGCGGCUGUGCUACUACUGGUCCAUGGUGGUGUCCAUGGCCUUUCUGUACAACUUCUGGGUGAUAAUCUACCGCUUCGCCUUCCAGGAGAUCAAUCGUCGCACGAUUGCGAUCUGGUUCUGUCUUGACUAUUUAUCGGACUUCCUCUAUCUGAUUGACAUCUUCUUUCACUUCCGCACCGGCUAUCUGGAAGACGGGGUGCUCCAGACAGAUGCCCUGAAGCUGCGGACCCACUACAUGAACUCGACGAUCUUCUACAUCGACUGCCUGUGCCUGUUGCCGCUGGACUUUCUCUAUCUGUCCAUCGGCUUCAACUCGAUUCUGCGCAGCUUCCGGCUGGUCAAGAUCUACCGCUUCUGGGCCUUCAUGGACCGCACCGAGCGGCACACGAACUACCCGAAUCUCUUCCGCUCGACGGCCCUCAUCCACUAUCUGCUUGUGAUAUUCCACUGGAACGGCUGUCUCUACCACAUCAUCCACAAGAACAACGGCUUCGGGUCCCGCAACUGGGUCUACCACGACUCCGAGUCGGCGGACGUAGUGAAGCAGUAUCUGCAGAGCUACUACUGGUGCACUCUGGCCCUCACAACCAUCGGAGACCUGCCCAAGCCGCGCUCCAAGGGCGAGUAUGUGUUUGUGAUAUUGCAAUUGCUAUUUGGCCUGAUGCUCUUCGCCACGGUCCUCGGCCAUGUGGCCAACAUUGUGACGUCUGUGAGUGCAGCACGCAAGGAGUUUCAAGCCAAGCUGGACGGCGUCAAGACGUACAUGCGGAUGCGACGUGUCCCGAAUCAUCUGCAGGUGAAGGUCAUCAAAUGGUUCGAUUACCUGUGGCUCACGCAAAAGUGCUCGGACGAGGAGCGCGCCGUGUCCUGUCUUCCUGAUAAAUUAAAGGCUGAAAUAGCAAUUAACGUCCAUUUAGAUACACUUAAGCGGGUUGAGAUUUUUCAAAACACCGAAGCUGGUUUCCUCUGCGAGUUGGUGUUGCGCCUGAGGCCAGUGCUCUUCUCGCCCGGCGACUACAUCUGCAGAAAGGGCGAGGUGGGCAAGGAGAUGUACAUUGUGAAUCGUGGACGAUUGCAGGUUGUGGCCGACAAUGGAAAGACGGUGAUGGCCUCACUGAAGGCUGGUUCCUAUUUUGGCGAGAUUAGUAUACUCAAUAUGGGCACAGCAGGUAAAGAACUUGGCAACCGACGCACAGCCAGCGUUCGUUCCGUGGGUUACAGCGACCUGUUCGUGCUGAGCAAGAAGGACAUGUGGGACGUGCUGAAGGAGUAUCCGGCGGCGCGUGUACGUCUGGAGUCGAUAGCCGUCAAGCGCUUGGAGAAAUACAAGAAGGCGCCACUAGAAAAAGUCAAAUACUUUAAUAUAGUUGCCAUGGGCCGGUGCCAGUCGACGCCGGGCUUGGUCGAGAGCUGUGGCCGCACCUCGCUCGAGGACAUGUGGCUGCCCCCAGCGCCAACUCCACCAGCCCCACUGGUGCAUCAUCCCCUGACACACCAGCAACAUCAUCAGCAGCACCAACCGCUACAUCAGCACCAGCCGCAGGCGACGCAGCAGUCCUCACAACAGCACGGGUACAGUCCGCGAAGCUAUGCGGACCGUCUGGUUCGGGCCACAGACUCGCCCAGAUCGGUCAGCCCCAGUGCCCAUGGCUCCGAGGAGCGUCCCCGCAGUCGGGCCGCCUCACAUCACUCGAUUCGACCCCAAUCGCAGCCCAGUCACACAGGUCACAUCUGCGACUCCAGCUCGCAACUAGAGUGCUAUGGAGCGGGCGUGGGUGCGGUUGGGGGGGGCACAACCCCUCUACUGGGCUCCCACGAGGCACUCGAGGACGAGAUCAAGCGGUUGAGAGAACGCCUGCAUACGGUGGAGUCGGAGAACCAGGCUCUGAACACGAAACUCUCGCAACAGCAGUGGGACCUCGAGAAUCGCCUGGCCGAGAUCGAGAUGCAGAUCUGUGGAGUGUCGUCCACAUCCAGCGUGGAUCCGGAGAACGAGACGGAGGAGCUGGAGCGGAAUCGAGAGAGUAUCAUAUAACACGGGAGCGUGCUGCCCCAUCAGCCGAUCGGUAUGGUGUACAUAUCAUGUUCCUCAUGACUCCAUGAUCAUCAUCGAUCAUCUGAAAAUCGAAAACAUCAAUAGAAACAGCAAUCUGGCGAAGAGCGAGCGGAGAAGAACGGCUGGACAAAAACAAAAAAAGACUUUGAGAUCGCCAUCACCUUCAUAAAGCAUCUCUCUCUCUUUCGUUCCCUCUCUAUCUAUCUGUUGCUUGUGUUUCCCCAUCACUCUCUGUGUUUUGUAUCUAUGUUUGUGUGCAUGCGGUUAAAACACCCCAUUGCCAAAUCGUUUGACUAACCAGAAAACCCCAAACCAUGACCAGGAGCAGCAGCAGCUAUACAGCAGCACCCGAAACCAGCAGUCGACCAGGAGGCCGUGACGCUAGAACAGUCGGAGCGGACUGAAGUUGGGACACAGACCUAUGAGAAAUGCAGCUCUUUAUAGGAUAGGUCGAAAGCAAGAGAGAUAGAGGGGGCGGAAUACAUCACCCAAGAUGUUCAAUUAAAAUCUUUUAUGAUGAAGCGACUCACAACACCAAAAAAAAAUAAUGGCAAUGCCUCAGAAAAUUGUUCAGCCGCCACCACCGCCGCUACAGAAACACACCCAACACCACUGGACUAUGCCGAGUGUACAUAUAUGAAUGGGAGUUACCACAAUAGAGAUCAAAAUAUCCCAGAACCUAGGCUAAGAUAUCCGAGUCCCCGAGAGAGAGCGGGAGAUCGUAAGUCGAUGAAUGUAUUGUAAUUAAGGAUAUCGGAAAA
Drosophila pseudoobscura is the source of this 6674-nucleotide messenger RNA. RefSeq names its product cyclic nucleotide-gated channel rod photoreceptor subunit alpha. Bases 2164 to 5892 code for a protein of 1242 amino acids. NCBI's taxonomy places the organism in Eukaryota, Metazoa, Arthropoda, Insecta, Diptera, Drosophilidae. Gene Ontology annotation, molecular function: protein-containing complex binding; cGMP binding; intracellularly cGMP-activated cation channel activity. The record is from RefSeq and is a predicted model, not a curated record. Gene Ontology annotation, cellular component: intracellular cyclic nucleotide activated cation channel complex; plasma membrane. Gene Ontology annotation, biological process: monoatomic cation transmembrane transport. The transcript has 13 exons.